Messenger RNA from Rhipicephalus sanguineus (brown dog tick), 1299 nucleotides. RefSeq lists its product as uncharacterized. Bases 160 to 1242 code for a protein of 360 amino acids. Lineage: Eukaryota; Metazoa; Arthropoda; Arachnida; Ixodida; Ixodidae. The transcript is spliced from 2 exons. The record is from RefSeq and is a predicted model, not a curated record.
UUCGUCACUGAUCCUCAGCAUCUGGCCAUCUUUACUUAUACCUGCCAAUAUGCUCCGAAAUUAGCCCUGUGGUCUGAGCAUUUGAGCGAAUCAAUUGGUGCAUUGCAGGUGACUGACUUCCGUAUCACUGCAGCAAUUUCAGGCAAUGUCACCUAUCGCAUGACGCCGGAUGUCACAGGCACAUGUGUCUACCUUGAGAACAUUUAUAACUCGCAGGCACUGCAAUCGCCGAAACAACAGUUGAUCUUGGCAAUUGAAAAGGACAAUAAUUCACUGGAGAUGCUGUCAGAACUGGCUGAAAGGUCGUGGUGGUUUUGGUAUCGGUCUUUGACAAUUGCCCCAUUGCCACGACGAGACCCGGCUGAAAACUAUGCUAUCGUUCACCCAGUUGGAACCGCGUGCAUGACGUCGUUACUAAAUUUAAUUGCUGCUUUCACGAACCUCACUGAGCUCAACCUGACUUUCUGCCACUUCGAUCGUGGAUUAGACUGGAGGGACAUUGUGGCAUCCGGAACGUUCUUGAAGAUUCGAGCCCUUUCGCUCGCACAGUGCGCUUUGACGAUAGCAGAUUCUGUUGAAGCACUAGCAUCAUCUUGCCCAUUGUUGGAAGAACUUGACGUGCGCGCUCUCAGCAUCACGUGGACUGAAUAUUAUAAAUGUGAAUCGUCUUGUCAACCCUCUGUUUCCUUCAACAGGGACACCGUGAAGACGCUUUGCGAAAGAACGAGACUACAGCGGCUCACCCUGCUCGAUAUUUCCCAGAGAAGGUGCCUGCAUUGGUUGUCGCAGGUCAGACUAGUUCAGCUGCGACUCGAUUGGCUACCAGUGCCUUGCUGCUUGACAAAGCAUAUGGUGAGAUGGCUAAGUGUGAAUCAGCACUUACGAUCCAUUACAUUAAGGCCUUUGGGUGUGGCCUUCAGAGAUGUUUGUGCUGAAGUGCGCAAAACCAUCAUGCCGUCUCUUCGAGCUCUAACAAUAAUUUCAAGCGCUUACAUUUAUCGAGAAAGUGUCCUGAAUGAGGUGAGCAGCACGUUGUCGCACCUACCAGCUUUACAAACUUUCCAUGUGCAUUUUCCUGCAUUGCGAUGCCAGGCGUUCAAGUUGACUUGGACGCGCCGAAGCCCCCUCUGCGUUGAAACCGUGCAACAGGAUGUCCCGAGUGGCGAUUUCAUUUUUCACGCUCCCUGCCCUCGAGAUUGCAGCAUGGACACGUUCAUUGGAUUGAUAAAGCCUCAUAGUUGAACAGCGGUCGCUGCAUCUGCUCAGAUUGAGCGAGCGAAAAUGCAUUGCGUGUGCAAC